AGCACUCUGCUGUGCUACACCUACAGAGCCUCCAUCUACCACCACUGGCUCCUUUCCCCAUUGGAACAUCACAGAGGAGGAGAACACUCAUUCUCCAUUGGUGACUAAAGAACUCUCACACAGCUUCUCAUACACGCACACGUCAUACUCACAUUACACAUGUGAAUGCUACCAGCAGUGUGAAACGCCCAGACCCACUGGACUCGACCACUGGGCCUCACUGGGUUAUACCUCUAUCCCUGUGGUACUCUACAGCUCUGACAUCAACUCAUUCCACAGCAUCAGAGUGCUGCUGAUUGUCACCAGAGCCACAACAGGGCAAUGCUCCCACAGAGUUCUCUGGUAUCCCUUCCAUAAGAGCUCCACAUCGCCAUGGGCAGUGGGCCCAGUAAAGAGCAUCAGGGAUCCAGCACUCAUGCAGCCUUGCUGGGCCAGGAAGAGCCCGCUGAGCCGGUCAUACUGGAGAGCAGCAGGUAUGUGGUAGUGGCCCUGUACAACUAUCCCACUGGACAUCCAGCAAACAGCAGUAUCCGCGCGGGAGAGAGAAUCAAUGUGCUUUCAGACGAGGGGGAAUGGUGGAAAGUGAGAUCCUCUGCCACAGGCAAUGAGAGCUACAUCCCCAGCAGCUACACAGCCAGAGUGUACCACAGGUGUCAGUAUGAGGGUCUCAGCAGAAAGAAGGCUGAGGAGCUCCUGUUGCUGCCCAACAACCAGACUGGCUCUUUUCUGGUCCGGGAAAGUCAGACCCGCCCUGGUGCCCACUCCCUGUCAGUGCGUAAGACCAGUGACCAGGACCGUUGCUCAGUCAAACACUACCGGAUCCAACAACUGGAGAACGGCUGGCACUACAUCUCCCCCUGCCUCACCUUCCCCACCCUCGCAGCCCUAGUGGACCACUACUCAGAGGUCACUGAUGGGCUGUGCUGUCUGUUGGGGGAGCCCUGCUUCAUCCAGGGGUCCAACAGCAUUCCUGUGGCUACUGGCCCAAUACCCAUGGCCGUCAGGAAGCCCACCCUCAACUGGAAAGAUGCGGACAGCUCCAUGAUUUUUGGCAAGGUCAAUGAGGAUUCCCUGGUGAGCGAGGGCCUGAGAGAGGCCAUCAGUUCCUACCUCUUCAUGACAGGGGACUGCAAAGACUGCAGCCAGAAAUGGGACAGCUGAGACUGGAGCUGUCCUCAGAGAGACAAAUAGUGAGAUUCACAGACUAAAACGGAGAUAAAACGGAGCAAUGAGCUUACCUAUUGUGGCAGAGGGUACCUGAGGACCAUAUCACGUGGCCAUGAACCUAAUGGAUCUCGAACAUUGUUGAGGAAACUUGGAUUCACAAGUCAACCACUGCAGAGAACCAUUGUUCUCAAAGCUAUGGUUGUCAAGUGCUCACAUUGUCAAGCAGACAAGGCCCAUAUUUGCUUGGAUUCAUGAUCAGAAGACAUUUUUAGAUCCUGGAGGCAGACUAAAAAAGACUUUACAGAAAUAAGGGAGUAUCUGUGCCCAUAGGAACACAAAGUGUUCUAAAGAGAUCAUGCAUUCAAACUGAUUACAGGUUGCAACAUGGAAAAAGUGUCUGGAAUGAGAUGAUGAUCCUCACUGUGUCAAAUUGUGUGCAUGAUCUCUAAUGUUAAACUAGAACAGUAGGUCUAAAGACAGUGACACGAUAUGUUGCAAUUUAUUAUGGGUUUUGAAAAGCUGCUAACUUCAUAAUGAAAUGUUCCAUUCAGCCUUACUCGUGAUUAUAAGUAACCACAGCUGAUUGCAAUGUUCCUUACAGAAAGUAGUUUGAUGGUGAGGUAUACAGCCAUAUGAAAGUCAUAACCACUUGCACGUUUUAAAUAGAUCCCCUCUAUCAUCAGUAAACAGACUAUUUGGUUGGUUUUGUUGAACUACCUUGAAAAAAAGGAAAUGUUUGUUGUAUGGGUUUCCUGUUCUGAACAGAAACACCUUUUAGCUGUUGCUUGUUCUCCACCACACCGCAGUAUAACUUUGACACAGGAUAUGGUCAAGGUGCAGUGGAAAAAAACAUAGUGCGGCAGAGACAGCAGAAAGUUAUGAUUCGUGCUAAAGAGCAUCUCAAAGUUACGUGAAAUAUUUAAGCAAUAAGGCAAGAGUGGUUGUGGUAUAUGGCCAAUAUACCACGGCUAAGGGCUAUUAUUAUGCAAGACGCAACGCGUAAACGUAUUUAGAAAAGUACAAAUAAAUGUUUCAUUCCCAUGG
Molecule: messenger RNA, 2211 nt
Organism: Salvelinus namaycush (lake trout)
Lineage: Eukaryota; Metazoa; Chordata; Actinopteri; Salmoniformes; Salmonidae
Product: src-like-adapter 2
Exons: 8
Coding region: 373-1161 (262 amino acids)
Molecular function (GO): protein binding
Source: RefSeq, a predicted model, not a curated record